Paraglomus brasilianum is the source of this 1618-nucleotide messenger RNA. The record is from the annotation of a GenBank genome assembly. NCBI's taxonomy places the organism in Eukaryota, Fungi, Glomeromycota, Glomeromycetes, Paraglomerales, Paraglomeraceae.
AUGUGGGUAAAUGCAGGGAUUAAAACACAGGUUGACUUUGACAAAUGGUGCAAACGACGGCUUCCAAGUACAAACCAUUUUGUGCCUGUUUUCAACCAGUCUUCAAUCACAGAGUCAACCAUAUCACCAGCCAGGCCAUCAACAGAACAACCUCAAUCAUCACCUAAAUCACCUAUGAAGGAACAGAGAAACUAUAUUGGUGCAUUAAUGGCAGGAAUAAAUCCAACAUCACAGUUGAAUGCCAAAACUGAUGAUGAACAAACAAUUUACGAACCUGCCAAAGAUACAGUAUGUCUGCUGACGCGAAGAGAGAUGCUCGAGAAAUUGGUGUAUCACAAUACCAUUAGAGAGACUUACCUUUGGCAAGACUGGUCCAUCUCCCACACUUGGUUGAUAAAUAUUUUGCAGAAAGAACCAAAUUUUCCGACACAAGUAGCUCCAACUAUCUACCUCACAAGAGACAAUAAUAAAAGCCUCACAAAAUAUUUCUCUCGCACUGGAUGUGUAGGCCCUGUAAAAGCAGGUGGAUCAUUUAAUAUUUCAACAAAAGAAUUACUUAACAAAAACUAUUAUGUGCAGUUGAAAAUUACAUUCUCAAAGAAUCGGCGCAUUUGCACACAUCACAAAAGUAUAACCUAUGGCCAGACACGUGGACUUUCUAAGCAACUUCUCAAACCAGAAACAACCCUUCCACGACAAAUGCAAACAACCACUUUGGCUAAGUUGAUGCCAGAAAGAAUACUCACAGGAAAUUGGCAACACGUACCAAGUGCAAAGGCUGCCAAACAGCUGCGUUACUCCAUAAAUCCAAGCAAAGACUAUAGUAUUGCAGAACGUUUCAUAAGUGCAAUACAAAAAAUAAAUGAAAAGGAAAAAGCGGAUUUUAUCAAAAAGAAUGGAAAUGAUGCAGCACAGAAUAGACAGCUCACUGGACAUAUACAAGUACCCUUACAAGUUGAUCCACUUGCGAAACCCACGGAGCCUAAAGAAAAAACCAAGAAAGUUUUAAACGCUAUGAUAACAUUACCUUCCGGUGAUUCCAGAGUCAACGGAGUGGCACCUCCAGUAUUGGCAGCUGAGUUUAUCACAACAGAUCUAUCAGCUGAAUUUUUAGCAACAGCGUUACAUUAUUUCCGUCGAAAAGAGUAUGACAUAUUCCGGUCAAACGUCGUACCAUACCUAAUACAAUCCGACUGCGCACAAGGAAUACUUCUUACGGAGUAUAACAAUGAGACUUUGGAAGAAUAUCUUCAAAGACUGAUGAUGGAUGCCAUGUCGAAUAAAGAAUCGGACCAUACAAAGGUGAUCAUUGCAUGGUGUUAUGGUCACUGCACAAGGGCAAUCCGAUCACAUAUACAUAGCAGUAACUUUCGUUGUAGAGAAAAUGUCAGCAAAAAAAAUCUCCAAAUUGCUGCACGAAGGAUUUUUGAACGCGUAAGGACACAAACAUUACCUGAAGCUGAACAAGAAGCUAAAUUGUGGGACUGGCUGUUAGGAACUGAACAGCUUGACCUAACAAUAAAUCAAAUCGAUCUAAAUAUGGGAGCCCCUCUCUUAACCCGAACCAGAUGUUCAUCGAGUGGAAAUAACAUAAUUAUGUUAUUUCCACUUAGUCUAG